AGGAAUCAUCACCCACUCGAGACCUGAUGCAUUGGAUUUCACAAGGACUGUGGAUUAAAUCUCAGUUGACCUCAAAGCCGCUACAGUCUGCCCAGAACUGCGGAUGCAUUUGCGGCCUCCCCAAGUCCCGGAAGAUAUUGGUCUGCCUAAGACCUAGCUAAAUGUACUGUUUUCCUAAACGGGGUGGGUUCAAUGUCUUCCCAAAACGUAUGAUGUGAUGUGAUGCUGCAGAAAGUAUCCUUUAUGGCUAAUGUUGAGGAUUUGCCGGAGUGUCCAUUGCAACAGCACUGCUCGAAAACUCGACAAGUUCGAGGAGACACUCAUCCAUCCAGACAGCACAGCUUUCAUCGACAUCGCUGAAUAUGUAUCAACCACAAUGACGGCUUAGGUGUUCAUGUUCGUAACUUGAGCGUCUGCGCUGGCAUCGAUCCUCAUGUUCGCUCAGCCGUGUCUCAGUCCCGUACGGUGCAUGGAUCUACCUCUUGAGCUUGCUUCUCACCAUGGCUCGGACACUGACCAUUUCUUUUCCUUAGCACCAAAUUCAAGCGGUGAAAGCUCGAGUCUAAUGGCAAGCGGAUCGAUGGUUGGCACGGGCACACACUGGACAAUCAGUGCAUACGCCAUUUCAUGCACCAGAAAUGCUGGAAUCCAGACCCAAGGUCAACCCGAGCUGUGCUUGAAUGAUGAUGCUUACAUUCUGCAGCGCAGUGCCAUGUACUACGAGAGCAAUGAUGCCCAGAACGAGGUCCGGCACAGGUGAUGGGUAUGUUGAUCCUUUGUAGCGGCUCGGAGACUCUGGGCACGGAGUAGGUGCCCAAUGAUCUUGAUCACCCAGCCGUGCCAGCACACUCCUUUCAGCCUUCUUGCAUGAAGGCCUUGUGAUAUUGAACGGCGCAGCAAUACUGUCAGAACCAAUCCUCGCGCUCAAGAAGGCCACGACCACAUCACUCCCAAUAGCGAGUUGCAACGAUGUGACUGGCAUCGCAGGUGCAUGCUGAUAGGCCGUCUGAUGUGGUCUGGAUCUCGGUCACUGCAUAUCCAGGUCCCGGAGCUUUUCCAGCAAGCGACUGAGCUGAAUCGGACCAAAAAGAUCUUCCCUAUCGAGACUUUUGGCGUAUGUUGCCGCAUCUCUAUUCGCUGCCAGUAGGCGAAACAACGCCUUCUGCGGGCUAGAGUCAACUUGGCAUGCAUGCUUCUCUCGAGCAAGCUUCCGGUGUUGUAGACCUCCAAGCAACCUGCAUUCAACAAGCGACAUCACCAAAUAUGGCUGGCUGAGACGCGGGAACUUGCAUAGAGCCCUCAGCUUGGAGGAUGGACAGCUUAAGGUGAGAGCAACUUAAGCUGUCCAUCCUGCCGCCCCGAGAUCAGGAAGAUGUGAACCUUACCAAGCUGCUUGCUAUUGUCAGUCAGUGUUACAAUAAUGAUUACAUUUGCUCUCGCUCUGGCCUUGCUGCCAACAAUCCUGAACGCAAACCCGACGUUUGAUCAGGUUCAAAAUAUUGUUGGACCAGCAACAAGCGGCAAGAGCACCUUAGCAACAACCACCAUGCACAUCCAGAAUGGGCUUCCGGUCGACGCCACCAUCUACCUGUACCACUGGCGCGGAGAUGAUGAAGCAACCAAUCAAGGAAUGAAAUGGGACUUGAUUCCUGCAAGAGAAACGUCUGGGGGAAUCGACGUCAAAUUUGAGAUGAUGAGAAAAGACUGGGAUAAAUGGCAUCAGCUUUCGACGUCCUGAGUGGUCCCUAUGGACCGAAGAGUUCAACAACACCCUCGGCAUGACGAACAUCAACAAGAAAGUACGAUUUGAUUUGAGAUGGGAUGCGAUUCUUGGUCGCUUCCAGCUUCCAGCUGAGUGGUCAUACUUUACUGGACGGGGAAGCAAUUUUCCAAGUGAUGCUAGUGGAAUCAACUCUUUCUUCUUUCUCCAGGUCCGCAAUGAUCUCGACGAGCGUACUAGUGUCGACGUCAAGCUUGAGACGAGAUCGGAGUCCUUUAUUCAGGACCAGACAUUCAUUCAAGAAAAGGGCGAGUCCUCGAAGGCUCCGCUUCCUUUUUUCUUUGAAAAGAACGCAACCAAGGACUACGUCGAGCUAUUCAGCUUCAAGGUUGGUCGCAAAACUAGGAAGCCCUUGACUGCCAAUCUGAAGCGGUGCGAGAUAUAUCCUGUGGAUUCCGGCUCCAACCUGGUGCUGACUAUCACCUCGACUGGCUGGUCGCUUUCUCUGUACAAAGAUGUGAGAUGCUCUGGAAAAUGGGACGUGCAGAAGGGCGAGGCAGACGGCGACAUGUACGAGGAGGAGUUGUAAUGUGACAAAGAGAAGACGCUUGAGCACGGUGCACUUGUGUUGAGCCAGCCGGACUGAGGAUGGCCAAGCAGGAGGCAGGUCAUCGAGCAAGGUGGCUGAACGAGACCCUCGAACACGGGGUGGAUGGAUAUGGCUGACUCACAACGAAUCGAUGUUACUCUCCUUUUACAUGCUUGUUGUCGUCAACGGAAGCCUCUGUCAAUAGGAUGUUGAGCAAUGCUGAGGGACCACAACCAUAUUAGGCUACGCUCAAUUGUGGUGACCACCCCAAUCAGAUUCAAUUCGACUCGA
Exophiala xenobiotica is the source of this 2600-nucleotide messenger RNA. RefSeq lists its product as uncharacterized. Bases 1779 to 2309 code for a protein of 176 amino acids. The transcript is spliced from 4 exons. NCBI's taxonomy places the organism in Eukaryota, Fungi, Ascomycota, Eurotiomycetes, Chaetothyriales, Herpotrichiellaceae. The record is from RefSeq and is a predicted model, not a curated record.